CUUAUAGGUCUAAUACAGCUGUGAACGUAUCUAAACGUACUCUGCUUCAAAAUGAAUACUACAGCAGUUCCCACAACCACCGCUAGCUAUUUUCUGUCUUCAGACAGCCUGAAUGUCGUUCUUUCUUGUGUAUCUGGAUUCCUGUCAGCAAUCGGUACUCUGGUCAUAAUAAUAACGUAUUUCAUUUGGAAAGACAUUCAGACUUCUUCACGSCGUAUUCUCUUGUUCAUCUCCGUUGCUGAUUUUGUAGCCGCCAUUGGAAACAUUGUCGCACUUCUUUCGCCACCAAAUAAGACAGUCUGCCUUGUUCARAGCAUCAUCGGCACGUUCUUUAUUCUCUGUUCCUUCUUUUGGACCGUUUUCCUAGCUGUUUACUURUUUGUGGGGUGYACUCGCAAAAAGAUCGCCUUGGCUGAACGUCUAAUGAGCGUUUUUCAUAUUAUUGGUUGGGGAGUUCCUUGUAUUAUCGUCUGCACGGGAGCCUUUACGAAUAAAUUUGGUAAUAAUGGUGAUGUUGUCUCGUCUGGUUGGUGUUGGAUUAACACUCAUGAUUUAACAUGGAAGGAACAGGUUGAAUGGAUGCUAAUUGCAGGAAAAUUCUGGGAAGUGUYCGCUUUUGUUGUCAUCACCAUAUUGUAUAUUCUUAUAAAGAGAGGAAUGAGGCACGAUAUGAAGGUGAGCAAGUUUGAAAACCUGGAUUUAAGCUACAGAUCAAGCAGAGCUGCUCAGUCAGCAGAGAGAAAGCUCAUUCUUGUUCCUCUUUCAUUUGUGCUACUGCGAAUAUGGGGCACUGUUCGAUUUUUUAUUUAUGUUACACAUUACAGCAAAUCCAACAUCAAAUGGCUGAUUAUAAUGCAGGGUAUUGGAGACAAUGCACCAGGCUUUUUCAACUUUCUUAUCUUCUGCUUCUUUACUGAGAAAUUCCUGAGUAAAAUACGACUGGUUUUURGUAAGUGCUGUUACAAAUUCUGCCCUGGAAUGAUCGUAAAUAUGAGAUCAAAAAACAAAGAUUAUGAUGAUGUUGGUGCACCAAUCAACUCCAAUACCAGCCCCGACUACCAGACAUUUCAAAAAUCAAGCGAUGAACUCUGYCAAAGCUGUGCUACAAAUUGAAAUGUGAACGUUGUUCAUUUGAAAAAUAUCCAAUA
Molecule: messenger RNA, 1148 nt
Organism: Exaiptasia diaphana
Lineage: Eukaryota; Metazoa; Cnidaria; Anthozoa; Actiniaria; Aiptasiidae
Product: G-protein coupled receptor 157
Exons: 3
Coding region: 52-1113 (353 amino acids)
Biological process (GO): cell surface receptor signaling pathway; adenylate cyclase-activating G protein-coupled receptor signaling pathway
Cellular component (GO): plasma membrane
Molecular function (GO): G protein-coupled receptor activity
Source: RefSeq, a predicted model, not a curated record